Molecule: messenger RNA, 1363 nt
Organism: Coffea eugenioides
Lineage: Eukaryota; Viridiplantae; Streptophyta; Magnoliopsida; Gentianales; Rubiaceae
Product: AT-hook motif nuclear-localized protein 17
Exons: 1
Coding region: 14-1000 (328 amino acids)
Cellular component (GO): nucleus
Molecular function (GO): DNA-binding transcription factor activity; minor groove of adenine-thymine-rich DNA binding
Source: RefSeq, a predicted model, not a curated record
UAGGGCGAAAAAAAUGAAGGGAGAUUAUGUAAAAGAGGAAAAAGAUGGUCAUUCCAACCCCAUGUUUGCCAAGCUCCAUCAGACCCAAAAAUUCCUCCACCACCCUCCGCCGCCUCAGCCCCAGCCCCACCCCACCACCCUCCUCCACCACUCCUUCAACCCCCGGGAAUGCCAAGCUUCCGAAGAAGUCGACAGCCACCACCGUAGCCCCACCACCCCUUCCGCCACCACCUCCAAGACCCAAACAUUAGUAACACCAUCCUCGGGUAACGAUGGGGCCACCAUAGAGGUUGUCCGCCGCCCCCGAGGCCGGCCACCUGGGUCCAAAAACAAACCCAAGCCUCCCGUCAUCAUUACCCGUGAAGCGGAGCCUUCUAUGAGCCCCUACGUUCUCGAAAUCUCCGGCGGAGUAGACAUUCUCGAAACCGUAACGACCUUCUGCCGCAAACGCAGCACCGGAUUGUGCAUACUAAACGGCUCCGGCACCGUUUCCAACGUUACUCUUCGCCAACCUUCCACCACCCCAGGAGCUAGCGUUACUUUCCAUGGCCGUUUCGAUAUUUUGUCGCUUUCUGCAACGAUACUUCCGCCGAAUUCUCACUCGUUUUCGACUUCUGCAGCAUUAAGCAACGGAAUAUCUAAUGGGUUUACUAUAUCUCUAGCCGGGCCGCAAGGGCAAGUCGUGGGAGGAACAGUUGUGGGAUCGUUGUUCACAGCUGGGACGGUUUAUUUGAUCGCGGCGAGUUUCAAUAGCCCUUCUUUCCAUAGAUUGCCGUUGGAAGACGAGAGGAAUUCUGAGUCGGCUGCUGCAGCUGCAGGUAGCGAGGGGCCUACGGUAUCCGGAGGAGGAGGCGGUGAUGGUGGUGGAGGACGGUCGCCAGCUCAGGGGGGAGGUGUGGAUUCUUGCAGUGGGGUUUCUUUGUACAGUUGUCACUUGCCUUCUGACGUGAUCUGGGCUCCCACAGCCAGACAACCGCAGCAACAUCCACCGCCUUACUGAUGACGAGUAAUUUGUUCAAAUCGAUGUGGGCGUGGGUUCUUCUCUUUUUCGCUUCUUCCCCCGACUGAUUACUGUCUGAUCAUGGUAAUAUGAACAACGUUGAGAGGCCUUCCUCGUCCUCGCUAGUUUAAUUUCUACCAGCAUAAUCUUUGUUUUGAAAUCUUUCCUUCCUGUGUACUUAUGCCUUGCUUAUCAUUUACCACUCUUAUGUAGGGUUGGCUAGUUUUUACUAGUUGUUUCGUCUUAGUUAUGAGAUGGAAAUGAAUACUCUCACUAAAUCCGUUAGUUGCCUGUUUGUAACCUUUUUGUUAUCAUCACUUUCCUUUUCUCUUUGGUGAGGUGAAUUGAAAUUUCCGAGUUUUU